Molecule: messenger RNA, 351 nt
Organism: Coniophora puteana RWD-64-598 SS2
Lineage: Eukaryota; Fungi; Basidiomycota; Agaricomycetes; Boletales; Coniophoraceae
Exons: 2
Source: RefSeq, a predicted model, not a curated record
GAAGGCUGGGCGAGGAAGCGGCUUCGUGAAGAUGUCCGCAACAUUGUCGGCCAAAGGAAUAUCGAGGAGUCGAAUCGUGUUGUCUUCGACGCGUUCGCGGAUGAAAUGAUAGCGAACGUCGAUAUGCUUCGUGGCGGCGAACACGGAAGGAUCCAUGGCAGAAUGGGGAGUACGGCGAAUCUUGGAGACGAUGUCAGAUUCCAUCGGGGUGUCGACAGGGUUCGCAUUCGUCAUGUUGAAUUGGGCGAGCACUUUAUCGAUGAGGGCGGUCUGCGAGAGCGAGACAGUCCGACGAGCGCGGUCGCGUUGGAUCCCAAUACCGACGCAGAACUUGACGGGUCCGAGCUCUGA